This is a messenger RNA of Vitrella brassicaformis, 1547 nucleotides long. The record is from the annotation of a GenBank genome assembly. Lineage: Eukaryota; Vitrellaceae.
CGCGACGGCAGCGGGCGAGACGAACGAAGCAAGGAAAUGCAUCUUUUCUGUUUGCCUUCAUUAUCUGGGCUGGCAGUGCUGCUGUUCCUCCUCUUGGCCCCUGAUGGAGGCCGUGCUUUCUCCCCGCGGAGCCUGCGGAUGUCAGCAAAUCUAAGGGUGAGCCAGCCGCAAACACACACUCCAAGAGUGGCUGCAUUGAUUCAUCAACGUGGCUCGCAAUCCCUCUGGUCGCCGCGCUGCGCUCGGGGGACAAGGCCAACACAAUCGUCGUUUCUCCCUCGGUGAGAGAAACAAAGCACACAACCAGGGAUGCCAUGCCGUUGGCAAGGACACUCAUGGACACUCAUGUAUGUCGUUUGAUUGCAGGUGGCCAAAGCCAACUUCUGGUCCUUGGGAGAGGACCUCUCCGCCGCAGUGGCUGGAGGCGCCCCGUGGCUGCAUUUCUCUGUCCAGGACGGCAGAAUGGUGCCCAAGAUCUCGUUCGGCUCGCCCGUCAUCAAGAGCCUCCGCAAGCGGCUCCCCAACACGGUGUUUGACGUCAAGCUCGGCGUGAUAGAGCCGGAGCACCGGGUGGCCGAGUUCAUUGACGCCGGGGCGGACAUCUUGUCUGUCCACCCUGAGGCGACUCUGCAGCUGCCCGCCGUGCUGAAUGCGAUUGAGGAGGCGGGAUGCGCUCCGGUGCGUGUGCACACGGCAUUGCAUCGAUGGCCGCGCAACUUCCUUGCACACCUGCCUUGGUACCUGGUUGGUCUUCAGGGUGUGGUGGUAAACCCGGGAACACAGCUUUCCUCGAUAGAACACGUGCUCGAGCAUGUGGACGUCGUGGUCAUCAUGCUUGUCAACCCGGGAUGGGGCGGGCCCAAGUAAACCCUGCGACACACACCGAAACACACGCGGCGCCGAGAGACAAAGAGACAGAGAGAGCGGUCCUUCCCUUUCUUGUGUGCCACGUGCAGGUACAUGAGGGGCGCCCUUGAGAAGAUCCGCAGGCUGCGGCUGAUGUGUGCGGAGCGGGGGGUGAGCCCAUGGAUAGAGGUCGAUGGUGGCGUGAGCCCUAAGAAUGCCGGGGAGCUGAUUGCGGCUGGUGCGAAUGCGCUUGUGGCGGGUGGCUCGGUGUUUUCGGCGGCCGACAAGCGGCAGGCGAUUCAGGAGCUGAUGCAGAGGCCGGGCGUGUGGGUGUGAUGGCUCCAUGACUUCGCGAUUGAUCGGCUGGCUGUGUGGGCGUCUUGAGAUGAGUUUUUCUGUCUGUGUUUUUCUGUGUUGGUUCGGUGUUGUCGAGUGAUGUAUGUGAGAGUUGAGAGUUUUCUACGUAGCGAGUGGUGUUCUGUGUGCGUUGUGUUUCAUGAAGCUCGUUUCCUGACCGUGUGUGUGCAUGUGGCUCGUCCGCCAGGUCCUCUGCUCACCGACUGCACACACAUCGUCGGAGGGUGUUGGCUCUGGUGGUGCGGUCGCGUGCUCUCAUGCUCAGAGUGGGAAAGACCAAGGGAGUGGCGGACGGAUGACGACAUCUCAGUUGUGCAUAUACGAAAGCCGGAAGAAUCAGUUCG